Molecule: messenger RNA, 1560 nt
Organism: Morone saxatilis (striped sea-bass)
Lineage: Eukaryota; Metazoa; Chordata; Actinopteri; Moronidae
Product: scavenger receptor cysteine-rich type 1 protein M130-like
Cellular component (GO): membrane
Source: RefSeq, a predicted model, not a curated record
AUGCCGUCCCACUACCAAGAAUGGCGAAAACCAAUCACGCUUCGUUGCGCAUACGAAGAUUUGACCAAUCACCAUCGGGAACUCUACCAAGAAUGGCCUGAGGCCCCGCCCAUCCAGAGAACAACGUCAAGUGUGCCUACAGCCACUCUGCGCUCGUUACUGAUUGGGAAAUCCCAGCAGGCUAUAGACAAGUCUGUCAAGAGGCUGUUUUCACAGCAGAAGUUUCAGCCGUCUAUUCCUGCUCAGUCUACUGCACAUUGUUCAUCAGACACAGUGCAGCAGGAACCCACUGACAGCGAACUUGUGCUAGCCGUUCAAUGUGUGGAAGCAGACACUGCACUAAAGACUCUUGAAUUUGGUGCAUUGGAAGUAAAUGAGAGCUUCACUGUCCUGGUUCCUUGUUCAGUGCCCCAUGAUGCCCGGCUGGCCGAAGGAAACAGCCUCUGCUCCGGAAGGCUGGAGAUAAAACAUCAGGGAGAGUGGAGGGCUCUGAACACCAAAGAAAGAGAGGCCGUGGUGAAGUUAGGGUAUGCACGAGUGGCAUGCAGACAGAUGGGUUGUGGCUCUGUGGUUUCUAUAGCACACAGGCCCAACAGCAGCGGCCCCAAACCAGCGUGGGAGGUUAAUUUCACCUGCAGAGGCACUGAGCAGACCCUGAAAGAGUGCAGCAAUGCUAUAACAAAGAGAAGAGUGCAAAGGAAAGAUUCUUCUGGCUACAGUCUGGAGGUCAUCUGCUCAGAGUCUGUAAGGCUUCUUGGAGAAUCGGAUACUUGCACGGGGAGCGUGGAGGUGAAGUUGGAUCAGGGUUGGGCCUCAGUGUGUGAGGACGGAUUUGAUUCUGAGGCUCAAAAGGUGGUCUGCAGGGAGCUCGGCUGUGGGCCUCCAGGGUCUUUUAGGGGGACAUUUAGAAAAGGAGAAGGAACGGUCUUAUCCAAACAGCUCCAGUGUAAAGGCAACGAGUCUCGUCUUAUGGACUGUGCCAGUUCGAUCCACAGCAACUGCACACCAGCAUCUGGAAUUUCAUGCUCUUUCCGUGGGUUUUCAGGAAACCAAAACACUUUGUUGACGUUUGUCAGAAGGUGGGCUGUGCAGAUGCCAUCUCAUAUUCUCAGAUUUCCCUUUCACAAAGUCAACCUGUGUGGUCACUGUCAACCAGGUGUGGUAGUUACUCUAGUUCCUCUUUCUGCGAAGCAUGGAGCGAGGAAUCUUCGACCGUAGCCAUUAAUAUGACUUGUUCAGAGUCUGUGAGGCUGGCGAACCUACAAUCAAUCGACAGAUGUUCAGGCAAGGUUGAGGUGAAGUCUGGUCAAUCAUGGGUUCCAGUGUGUGAUUCUUUCUUCAGCCCACAGACUGCCAUAGUCACCUGUAGAGAGCUCCAGUGUGGGUUUCCUUUGACUUACCAUGGGUUGCACAACAGCGCCCAUUUCCAAAAUGCAGAACUCGCCUGGAAUCCGGUCUUUAUGUGUGAAGGCAAAGAGAAGCAUCUCAUGGAUUGUCCCUCCACUAAGAUCAAUACCACAGAACUAAGACAAUGUGGAAACACUCACCUGACCUGCACAG